Messenger RNA from Lachancea lanzarotensis, 576 nucleotides. Its product is annotated as LALA0S12e03422g1_1. The transcript has a single exon. The record is from RefSeq and is a predicted model, not a curated record. NCBI's taxonomy places the organism in Eukaryota, Fungi, Ascomycota, Saccharomycetes, Saccharomycetales, Saccharomycetaceae. The coding region runs from base 1 to 576 and encodes 191 amino acids.
AUGAAGGUUACUGCGGGAUUGGCCUUUGGGGCCUUGACUGUGCUGUCGUCUGUUGUUGCUGCUGCUGAGGCCAGCGACUACCACACUACCACUGUGACGACGACCCACGGAACCCACAAGUACGGCAAGUUCAACAAGACUCACCGUUCUGAGGAGCCAAAGAACACUGGUACCCACAAGUACGGUAAGUUCAACAAGACCCAUCGUUCUCAGGAGCCAAAGUCUACUGGAACUCACAAGUACGGUAAGUUCAACAAGACCCAUCGUUCUCAGGAGCCAAAGUCUACUGGUACCCAUAAGUACGGCAAGUUCAACAAGACUCACCGUUCCCAGGAGCCAAAGACCACUGGUACCCACAAGUACGGAAAGUUCAACAAGACGCACCGUUCUCAGGAGCCAAAGACUACUGGUACCCACAAGUACGGAAAGUUCAACAAGACCCACAACCCUACCUCGACCGUUUACGAGAAGGCUGCCACUGCGAACGCUGCUCCAGCCGGCUUCGACGGUGCCCAAAAGUUGAUGGGUUUGACCGGCGGUUCCGCCGCUGUUCUUGGUGCCCUCAUGCUAUUGUGA